AUGGCUUCCGUAAAAUAUCUAUUUUAUAUUCUUCUUCUAUAUGGAACAAUUUCAUUAACAUUAACAACCAAACGUCGUCCAUUAGUAUUUGUUUUAUGUUUAAAAGGUUUUCGAUGGGAUUUACCAUAUUCAUAUUCACAUUUACCACAUUUUCGUCGUCUUGCAACAAUAGGUUCAAGAGCAUUAUGGGUUGAAUCAGAAUUUGGUGGUAGUCAAACAAAUAUUCUUAGUCUUAUGUCAGGUCUUCAUGUUGAACAUCAUGGACGACGUAAUUUUUUUGAAACAAUACCUGUUAUUAAUGAACAUGUUGGUGGUCAUACACGUUUAUUUCAUUGGCCAUGGUUUGAUCGUCAACGAAAUCAAUCAAUUCAUGAAUAUUUACGUUCAGGACGUAAAGGACAACCUGAAAUAAUUGAAACAUAUUUAAAUCAUGGUCGAAUGUCUUUACAACGUUUUAUAAAAUAUUUAACAUCAAUGAUAAAUAGUUUAAUUAAUGAUAAUGAUCGAACAAAUCUUGUCAUGAGUUUUAUUGAUGAACCAUUUACGACAUUAAUACGUCAUGGUAUACAGUCUGAUAGUAUACGUCGAACAAUGCUUAAUAUUGACCGUCUUAUUGGACGUUUAUUAUCUUUAACAAUAAAAAAAAAUAUUAAUGUAAUUAUUCUUGGUGAUCAUGGUAUUGAACAUAUUGAUUGUCGUCGAGCAAUUAAUUUAUAUAGUAUUAUAAAUCAACGUCAAUUAAAUCUUUAUACAGAUCAAUAUAGUGGUUCUAGUUUUAGUGUUGUAGUUUAUCCAAAAUCAGAUUUUACUCGACAAGUUUUACUGAAUCAAUUUAAAAAAAUUCCUAAUGAACAAAUACAAAUUUAUUCAAAUGAUCAAAAUCGUUUAUCACCAAAACUUCGAUUACCAUCAAUAAUUAAUAAACCAUCACCAAUUAUUAUAUUUGCUAAAGAAAAAUUUUAUUUUUCAUAUAAUACAGAACAGAAUCCAACUAAUUGUCAUAAAAAUAAUAAAAAUUGUCAACAAUCAACCAUAGCAGAUCAUAGUGAUGAUCCUCAUCAUCUUUCAAUGCGUACAGCAUUUUUUGCUUAUGGACCAUUAUUUAAAAAAGGUCAUAUAAAUGAACCUGUUCUUAUGACAGAUGUAUAUGCAUUAUUAAGACAAAUUCUUUGUCUUUCACCAUUUCCUUUAUCACGAGGAAAUUCAUUUCAUAUACAUAAUAUGCUUGAUUUAACAUCACUUUCAAAUACAUGUGCUCAUUUAUAUUUAUCAAGUCUUAAUAUGAUUAAAUCUGUUUCAAUACAAUCGAAUAAUCAAAAUAAUACAAUUAAUAAUGAUUUAACAUUAGUACGAAUAAAUAUUACAGAAAAAUAUCAAAUACCAUAUAAUCAGCUUAUAAAAAUGCGUAUUACUAUUAAUUAA
Messenger RNA from Rotaria sordida, 1422 nucleotides. Lineage: Eukaryota; Metazoa; Rotifera; Eurotatoria; Philodinida; Philodinidae. The record is from the annotation of a GenBank genome assembly.